Messenger RNA from Aplysia californica (California sea hare), 1719 nucleotides. RefSeq names its product vacuolar protein sorting-associated protein 21. The record is from RefSeq and is a predicted model, not a curated record. Gene Ontology annotation, molecular function: GTP binding; GTPase activity. NCBI's taxonomy places the organism in Eukaryota, Metazoa, Mollusca, Gastropoda, Aplysiida, Aplysiidae.
GACGACUUAUAUCACAUGUAGCGUGGAUAGUCUGAUUUUCAGACUCCAUCCUACUCGGAAGAAUCGGCUAGUCGAACAGGUUAUAACACGAUCAAUGGUCUGUUUAGUGUAGUGUAACAUAGCCCUGGAGCUGACGGCUGAUGUCCCUGUAGAGCUGAUGAUAGGUUUCAGACAAGCGUCUCUGACAGAGGCGUUGUUUAUCUCCUAGUUCUGCGUCAUCGAUGUUCUCCACUGAAUUACUACGUUGACUCAGAGACUGUGAAUGAGGAUUAUUUUGUCUGUUCUCUAAGGAUGAAAAGACUUUAUAUCGUAUAUUUUCGUUCUCAGGCACAGGCGUUGCAGUGCAGAUUGUCUUUUCAGAAGUGAACUUAAAAGAAUAUCCCUUUUAUUAAUUCAUCAACAACCGAUUCUUAAUAUAGUGUUCUCAUAAUAUCGAACAGCUGCCCACCAGCCGUCUCACAUCAGACUUCCCUUUCCAAUGAUUGUUCGAGGAACGCUGAAUUCAGAAAUGAAGUUAAUACUCAUAUAAACACUUUUCAUCGAUGGAUAUAUUAUUCUCUCGCAACGUCAAAGACAAUAUCUGAAGAAUUUUCUUGGCAUCGAGAUUUCUUUUCUGGAGAGCUUUGCUGCACUAAUAAAUUUGGAGCUCCAUUUCCCACGAGUUUUACCGACGCACUGCUGAAGUAUGCCCACCCAGGGCACGUCUGCCAGUGGUCUGGCACCUUCAAAGCCCAGUUUCCGCGUCGUGAUGCUGGGGGACCAGGGCGUGGGCAAGUCCAGCAUUUCUCACCGGUUCAUCAAGGACGACUUCCUCGAGAACAACGCCCCCACAGUUGGAGGCGACUUUCGGGCGUGCGCUGGAAUGGGUCAAAGAGUUGCACACACAGGCUCCCCCCAACACGAUUGUCAUUUUGUGUGGGAACAAAGCUGAUAAAUCAGAGCAAAGACAAGUCAAUGAUGAGGAAGCGUCCAAAGUGGCAAAAGACAAAGGUCUGUUGUUCACAGAGGUCUCUGCCAAGACUGGGGUCGGAGUUCAGGAUAUCUUCCAGGUCAUAGCUAACAAAUUGGCGGGGAAAUCCAACAAUCCAGUAAACUCACCACCGUCUGAAGAAACGAUCAAGCUCAAGAAGGAAAACCAUCAGAAAUCGUCAUGUCCCUGCACUUCUUAACACCAGAGAAAAACGUCAAAUGAUCUUUUACACCCAACGCUUACGUGAAUAUGAUUGGUAACGGCCCCCAGGAUUUGACUAAAGCAAAAGCAAUAAAGAGCUGAGCAGUUUUUCAAGCUUGGAGGAUUUGAUCAAUGAUCAUAAAACGAUGAUGACUUGGCAGCUCUCUUCCAGAAGUCAAGACUUUUGAAAGAUUACGUGCUCUUUGCAAGACGAUGUCGUUUGUUUAUCAUGGUUGAAUAUGAUCCAAGAAAACAAAUAAUGUUACUUAAUUUUUCUCAUUUCUUUUACUCUUGGUCGUGAACCGGGUAGGGGUGGGGCUAUAAUAAAUAAAGUGGUAGAAUGUAUUUAUUUUAAAAAGUAGGGGUAGGAUUAUAAUAUAAAAUUUGGUAUAAUGUAUUUAUGCAAAAAUAUACCUUUCCUAUCCCCACCCAAAUUUGUAUUUAUUUCACUGAGGAGAGGGAGAGAGGGCUUCUGCUGUUGUCUCCCUUUUACUUCGCUUUUAUCCAUUUGGAUAUUCCCAAGAUAUAAAUAAAUACGUCAACCGUUU